This is a messenger RNA of Colletotrichum higginsianum IMI 349063, 1932 nucleotides long. Its product is annotated as AMP-binding enzyme. Gene Ontology annotation, molecular function: medium-chain fatty acid-CoA ligase activity. The transcript has 2 exons. NCBI's taxonomy places the organism in Eukaryota, Fungi, Ascomycota, Sordariomycetes, Glomerellales, Glomerellaceae. Gene Ontology annotation, biological process: fatty acid metabolic process. Bases 1 to 1932 code for a protein of 643 amino acids. The record is from RefSeq and is a predicted model, not a curated record.
AUGCCCUCGGCGGCCUUGACACGCCUGGCAACCGGCCUCGCGGCGAGGACGACAAGGUACCCGGGAGCUGCGGGCGUGGCUGGGCAGUGGAGGACGCUCUCGUCCGGUUAUAAAGGGUUGAGCUUCAGCGAGGGGCCGAGUGAGCCUCCCCUCCUCACACAAACCAUCCCGGAGCACUUCUCCCAGAUCGUCUCCCUCCACGGCGACCUCCCUGCCGUCGUCGCCCGCGCGCCCACCGCCCUCACUUCGCCGUCGCCGGCGUCCACGGCAACCCCGCUCCCGCCCGCCUCGACCACGACCUUGACCUACGCCUCGCUCGACGCCCUCUCCAACACCCUCGCCUCGUCCCUGCGCGCCCUCGGCCUCCGCAAGGGCGACCGUCUCGCCGUCUCCCUCGGCAACGGCCCCGAGUUCGCCGCCCUGACCUACGCCGCCUUUAAGCUCGGCGCCGUGCUCGUCCCGCUGAACCCGGGCUUCAACGCGAAGCAGGUUGCCGCCGCCCUGCGCCACCUGGCCGUCGAGAUCCUCGUGGUCGGCAAGGUGACGGACCUGCCCUACAAGCCGUGCCGCGGGCGGAGCAACCUCGACCUCGUGCGGACGCUGGUGCCGGACCUGGACAAGGGGAAAGUGGAGAGCGAGCAGGUGCCGACGCUGAAAACCGUCGUCGUGCUGGACAACGCCGCCUCGCACCCGCUGGUCGAGUUCCCCGCCUUCGCGGCGCUGACGCCGUACGACGUGCUGCUGCGCGGGUCCGACCGGCCCGUCGUGCCGGACGCGCCGCUCCGCCCGGGCGAGACGAUCAACAUCCAGUUCACGUCCGGGACGACGUCGCAGCCCAAGGCGGCGAUGCUGACGCACACGGGGAUCCUCAACAACGGCCGGCUGAUCGCCGAGAGGAUGGGGCUCGUGCCGGGCGACCGCAUCGUCGUGCCGCCGCCGCUGUUCCACUGCUUCGGCUGCGUGCUGGGGUACAUGGCGACGGCGACGACGGGCGCGGCGAUCCUGUUCCCGAGCCCGGCCUUCGACCCGGCCGCGACGGUGAGGAUGGCGGCCGACUACGACGCCACGGGGCUGUACGGCGUGUCGACCAUGUUCGUGGCCGUCAUGGAGGCGCUGGCGGCGGGGAACGUCGCGCGGCCGGACGAGAUGCCCCGCGGGCUGAGCAAGGGGAUCGCGGCGGGGAGCUCGGUGCCGGAGAGCCUGAUGCGCAGGCUGUACGAGACGCUGGGGCUGCGGGACCUGGUCAUCUGCUACGGCAUGACGGAGACGAGCCCCGUGAGCUGCAUGACGGCGCCCGACGACGCGUUGGAGAAGCGGACGGGCAGCGUCGGGCGCGCCAUGCCGCACACGGCGGUCAAGAUCGUCGACCCGCUCGACAGGGCGCGGGUAGUGCCGCGCGGGGAGAGGGGCGAGCUGGCGGCGGCCGGGUACCUCGUCAUGGAGGGGUACUGGGGCGACGAGGCCAAGACGGCCGAGGUGAGGCGGCGGGAGGGCGACGGGCGGGUGUGGAUGUACUCGGGCGACGAGGCGCGGAUGGACGAGGGGGGGUACGUGGAGAUCACGGGGCGGAUCAAGGACCUCAUCAUCCGCGGCGGCGAGAACAUCCACCCGCUCGAGGUGGAGAACUGCCUGUUCCAGAUGGAGGGCGUCAAGGAGGCCGCCGUCGUGGGCGUGCCGGACGAGAAGCUCGGGGAGAGCGUCGCGGCCUUUGUCGUGGCGAAGAAGGGGUGGACCGUGGAGGGGGAGGGAGAAGGGGACGGCGUCAAGAGCAUCCUCACGAAAGACGCGGUCAGGGCGUGGGUGAGGGAGCACCUCUCGGGCCACCUCGUGCCGAAGCAUGUGUUUUGGGUGGACGAGUACCCCAAGACGCCGAGCGGCAAGAUCCAAAAGUUCAAGCUGAGGGACAUGGCCGAGGGGCUCAUUGGGAAGUAG